Coregonus clupeaformis (lake whitefish) is the source of this 5712-nucleotide messenger RNA. RefSeq names its product rap guanine nucleotide exchange factor 5-like. NCBI's taxonomy places the organism in Eukaryota, Metazoa, Chordata, Actinopteri, Salmoniformes, Salmonidae. Bases 933 to 3608 code for a protein of 891 amino acids. The transcript is spliced from 25 exons. The record is from RefSeq and is a predicted model, not a curated record. Gene Ontology annotation, cellular component: plasma membrane. Gene Ontology annotation, molecular function: guanyl-nucleotide exchange factor activity. Gene Ontology annotation, biological process: Ras protein signal transduction; positive regulation of GTPase activity.
CAACUUUGAGACACAGAGACUAUGUAGGGUGAAACACUCUAAUACACUUACAUAAACCAGAAAUGGGCUGUGUGUGUUAGUAUAAUCAGAGUGGCUGAAAGGGGCCAAUUAUGUGACAUUAAGACUCUUAUCAGGAUAACACACAUGACAUCUCAGUUAUACAACACACUCUAUAUUGGCCUAUUGUUUUGACUUCAGCCCAUUCACUCAGUGUGUGUGUGUGUGUGAGGGAGGGAGCGGCUGAGACAGAGACUUGUGUGUGCAAUGUAGGUCUACAGUACAUUUCAUAGCUCUCACACCCUGAUGGUGUGGCCUAAUGGCCCAUUGUUUACCUGUGGAAAUUUGAGCCGCAGGUGAGGCGAUGACGUAGCCUCCAGUCCGUCCUUUCCACCAUUUUGUUUCUGAAUGCCACAGAAAAGACAGCAUUCCAACUCUUUAAUACUACAUUUAUACAAUGGCCCUCAUUUGUCAACAUUAAAAACGCAGCCUAAAUGUGUUAAUAUUAUCAAGAUGUAUCUAAUUAUGAUUUAAUAAAACAGGGAUAUGUUAAGUCGAAAAUGUAUUUAAUGUUUAGCGAGGUGGUACGACUCCUCUAUGCCUGACUACUGAAGGACUGAAAGAUGGAAAUUAUGCAAUUAUGUUCUUCUGACCUGCAAGUCCCCCUCCCCUACACACACACAUUGAUAGUACAAGGGAGGAGGACAUUGGGGUGGAGCAGCGUCGCGUGCUGCAGCGAAUACUCGGUAGGUCGUUAAGGCGCGCGAUUCGUCUGUUGCAGAACAGAUGCAGGUCGGUGUGUGUGAAUAAGAGAGAGGCGACAAUGUGCCGUAGCUGUGAAUAAGCGAGAGGCGACAAUGAACUGUUACUGGUGUGUCUGUGUGUGAGAGGAGCGGAGCGGAGCGGGGGUAGAAGAGAGAAAGAGAGAGACAGACAUGGAGGACUCGGAGCACAGUGGAGAAGACGGUAUGGUCGGCGGCUGGCGGUGGAAUAACCGAAACACCGGAGCUCGAGACCAGGCUCAGCUAAGGCAGAAGAUCCGGGAUUUACCGGGACUGUUGAAACAUGGACUGCACCUAAGGAAGAAAAGCCAGUCACCGGAUACCAUCCCCGGACCCAGCACCAGCCCUACUGUUCAGAAGUCCUGCUCCCAGAGUUUCCCGUGUGCAGGGCGUGCGGUGAGGAAUGCGUUCCUGUCUCACGGUCCGUACCCUGCUAAAGACAAGAUUCAUCUUGCCAGGAUCAUAAGGCGUAGCUACGUGGGUGUAGAGCUAGUCCAGUGGCUGUGUGAGCAGUGUGUGUACGUGCGCUGUCGGAGCAUGGCCGUGCACAUCUGGCAGGUCCUACUGGAGCUGGGCAUCCUACUGUCUGUGGACCAGCGCGUGGUGUUCGGGGACUCUAACUCCUACUACCAGUUCAGCUUUGAGGAGUGUGAGUCUGCAGCCUGCGAGUUCUGCGGCCUGGAGAAGGAGGCGUGGCCAGAGGCCGUUAGGCUCCUCCUACAGCUCGUCCCAUACGUCCAGUUCAGAACUGGGUCUGAGGAGGACUCGAAGGGGAACAGAGAUGUCUGCGGGGACAGCUUUCUCCAGAUGAAAGCACUAGAGCGACUCACCUCCACGGUGCAGAAUGAGUUGGCUGCUGCUCUUGCCCUCAAGGCUCGCAAAGCCGUGGCAGAGCAGGGUGGCCCAGAGUCACCAGACUCCACCCCCCGAGAGACACCCACACCCAAUGAGGAGAACACCAUGCUGGGGGGGGGGGGUUCGCUCCGUGGCAACGUGGGGAGUGUGUGUGUGCGGCCGGACAGUGUGUGUGGCCGCGAGGAGCUGACCAGACUAGAGCUGGUCCAGAGACUGGCUAAGGACGGCUGCAGACUGCUACAGAACCAGAACUACAGAGUACCAGACCACCGCAACCCCACUGGAGAGGCAGUAGGGAGGGUGUGUCUUAAGGAAAGGGGUCAGGACGUCCUUGUGCUACAGAGAGUGCCAUCAUCAGUGCCAUCACCUAACCCCGCCUCUUCGCCAUCAGGGGGAGGGGCCAGAGCGGAGGACGGAGAGAAGAGGUAUGUGGUGGUGUCUGGAACACCCCUGAAGAUUCUAGAACACCUGCUCAGUGACCUACGACUGGAUGAGCAGAGAGGAGCACCGGAGAGCAGAGUGUCUGAGCUGCUGCUGGAUGACUUCCUGUUGACGUACCUGGUGUUCAUGACGACCAACGACCUCUGUCAGGCCCUGCUCGGACACUACAGCAGUAAGCGUGUGCAUGGUCAGGGUCAGGAGGAGGGGAAGGAGGCCCUCUAUAGGAAGAGGAAGGUAUUACACCUAGUUGCUCACUGGACACGCCUAUAUAAGGACUUCCUACGAGAGGACGAACACAUCAAGGCAUUCAUGAAGACUCUCUCCAGGUGUGUGUUAGAGGAUCUUUAUGAGUUUCCGUCUCUGGAGAAAGACAUGAAGGAGUUCCAGAAGCUUCUACGACGCAGACACACAGUGGAUGAAUGUCCUCCACAACAGAAGAGUAAGCCUCUGUUCCAGCAGCUAAGUUUAAAGGAGAACAGUCUGCCACUCCGCUUCCCUCAGGCUGACACCAAGGAGGUGCUGUGUCGUGUGUAUGUGAGUGCUGACUCAUACCUGUGUGUUUACACACACUCUUUGCUGAGCGUGGCAGAGCUGCUGAGGAUUGUGGGUCAGAAGAUGGACCGACCAGAGGAGGACAUGGUGCUGGUGACACACACACCCACUGGAGAGAGGAGGAUGUUACAGGCUGGUCAGUAUGUGUAUUCUGAGACUCUGACACCGCAGAGCAAGCUGGUGGUCUGUCGGAGGGAUCUCACACAUAUUAUGGCCCCUCUAACAGACAGUGAGCUGAGUAGGAGAACAGUGAGGUUGUUGGGUAUCAACACCUGGGAUAUGGCUGCUGUUCUCACACAACUGGACUGGAACCUCUUCAACUCCAUGCACGAGCAGGAGUUGGUGUAUUCCACAAUGAGCUGUGGUACCGGAGGCAGCCACCGGGAGGGGCUAUCUGUAUUGCUGCAGCGCUGUAACGAGGUCCAGCAGUGGGUCAUGUCUGAGGUCCUGAUGUGUGUGUCACUCAACAAACGAGUCCAACUGCUCAAGAAGUUCAUCAAGAUCGCAGCGCACUGUAAGGCCCAAAGGAACCUGAACUCAGCGUUUGCCAUCAUCAUGGGACUCAACACAGCAGCCGUCAGCAGACUCAAUAUAACCUGGGAGAAAGUUCCGGGGAAAUUCAAGAAGAUCUUCUCUGAACUGGAGCUGAUCACAGACCCGUCUCUGAACCAUAAGGCCUACAGAGAUGCCUUCAAGAAGAUGAAGCCUCCUAAGAUCCCCUUUAUGCCCCUGCUUUUGAAAGACAUCACCUUUAUCCACGAGGGAAACAAAACCUUUCAUGACAACCUGGUCAACUUCCAGAAGCUGCAUAUGAUCGCCGACACAGUGCGUCUGAUUCGCCACUGCCAAAGCGACCAACUCGGUAACGAGGUGGUGGGGAGCAACAGUGCAGAGGUCAGGGCGAGCGUUCACUACCUCCACAUCAUCGACAAUCAACAGACACUGUUCCAACUGUCACACAAACUGGAGCCGCGCGCCUGAACCCACACACACACACACACACACACACACACACACACACACACACACACACACACACACACACACACACUCCUAGAGGAAUCACAGACCUUCACACUUUGUGUCGAAGGUGCCAUGCAAGCCACUGUCUCUUAGCCAAUCACAGUUCAGCAUCCUGAUUCAGCCAGCCAACCACAGAGCAGCAAAGGGAUUCAGCCAGCCAACUAACAGAGCAGCACACUGAGGCGGCAUUCAGACUGAACAUUUAUAUCCGUCAACCUGAUUCAGAUUGUUUUUCUAUGAGGGUCAAAGUUUGACGGACGACAAAGACUAUGGAGAAGACAGACGGCCAUUCGUUAUUGUUCUGUCAUGAAUACUGUUUUUAAGCUACUCUACAGAGGAGUUUGUACAGUUACUGAGACUGUGUUGUUCUGUUUCUGGUUAACAGUUAGUUUCACUAUUAAUUAUCCUCAGUAGGGUAAACAGUCAAGAGACUGCAGAUAGUAACUGAUAGUAUAUGAAUGGAAAUCAUAGAGUAGACAUACAGUAGAUGUAUACUGUAUGUGUUCAGGCCACAUGGUGAGAUAUGCCUCUGGAUGACACAGUGCCAAAUGCCCGGAUGGGAGAGAGAUGCCUCUGGAUGACACAGUGCCAAAUGCCCGGAUGGGAGAGAGAUGCCUCUGGAUGACACAGUGCCAAAUGCCCGGAUGGGAGAGAGAUGCCUCUGGAUGACACAGUGCCAAAUGCCCGGAUGGGAGAGAGAUGCCUCUGGAUGACACAGUGCCAAAUGCCCGGAUGGGAGAGAGAUGCCAUAUACACAUAAACACACAACUUUUUUCAUGUAUCCAUAGAAACCACAAAGCACUCAUCAUUUCUGGUCCUGUCAUACGACAACAAAGGUCAUACUAUUACACAUUGUUAUUAGACGUUAAUACCAUGGUAUUAUAGAGAUUAUUAUUACAUUGUUAUUACACUUUUACUGACUGAAGAGUGAGAGAUCUGCUGUUUCAAUGCCUGUUACACACAGAUUUCACUAAGCAACCAGGCCUGGGUUCAAACCCGGUCAGUGCAUUUGACACUGAUCUAGUACAUCACUGUUAAGGCCUGGUGUAUUCACACUGACUGAUCAAGUACAUCACUGUUAAGGCCUGGUGUAUUCACACUGACUGAUCUAGUACAUGCACAUUUAUCUACAGUACAGUGUUCAGGUGUGUAGGAGCAGGGCAGUAGUGCUAUAUAACUAUUUAUUGUAAUAUCUAGUUUAUUUAUGUUUCUCUACAGAAUGUGACAGUCCUGUGUGCCAUAUCACACUGCAGCUGUAUAAAGACAGAACUCUAAAGAUUUGCAGGACAAAUGUGUAAAUACAUUGAACUGUGUUUGAGCUGAAAUGCUGGAAUGUUUGAAACAGGAGACUAGGGAGUGGAGGUGGUCCAAUGAUUGUUACUGUCCUUUGUGAUUUCAAAGAGAAAAAAGACGUGAAAAUGAAAGACUGAGGUUUUGUUGUUGUUUUCCUGCCAAUGUCAUGAUGAUGGAAAGUUCUGUUUUAAAGAAUGUUGUUGUGUUUGCAUGACGUGACAACCCCACCAGAUCACAAUGCAAGAUGACACUAAGGGUGUGUCCCAAAUUGCAUCCUAUUUCCUAUAUAGUGCAUUACUUUUGACCAGAACCCAUGUGGCCCUGGUCAAACGUAGUGCGCUAUAUAGGGAACUCUGGUUAAGAGUAGUGCACUAUAUAAGCCAGGGAAUAGUGUGCCAUUUCAGAUUUUCUCUAAGGCUUUAUACUACUGUAAUAUUGUUGACUUGUAAAUAUGCAUAAUGUUAUUAUUGUUAUGAUGAUGUUUGAGAUGUUAUUAUUUAUCUGUUUAAAGGUAGGACUACAUUCCACAAUAUGUCAUCAUCAUACACAGCGGGCGACUGCUUAUAGCAACGUCAACAGAAUUCAAAUCUGCCACUAUUGGCUCUGCAACUAUUGGCUCUUUCCAAAUUGCGCCCUCCCUCGAGGCAUGCGUAUAUUGGGAAGAGCCGAUAGUGGCAGUCUUGGGAGAUUUGAAUGAUGUUGUUGUUGUUGUUUCUGUUGAUCCGCUGUAUAUGAUGUCAUAUAGCUGAGUGUACCUUUAAAGGAAAGA